Aspergillus japonicus CBS 114.51 is the source of this 1416-nucleotide messenger RNA. RefSeq names its product Zn(II)2Cys6 transcription factor. NCBI's taxonomy places the organism in Eukaryota, Fungi, Ascomycota, Eurotiomycetes, Eurotiales, Aspergillaceae. The record is from RefSeq and is a predicted model, not a curated record. The transcript is spliced from 5 exons. Gene Ontology annotation, biological process: regulation of DNA-templated transcription. Gene Ontology annotation, molecular function: DNA-binding transcription factor activity, RNA polymerase II-specific; zinc ion binding. The coding region runs from base 1 to 1416 and encodes 471 amino acids.
AUGAACCCCCGUCGCAAGCGACAGCAACACGGUAGUCGGUCGAGAACCGGGUGUCGGACCUGUCGCGCUCGUCGCGUCAAAUGCGACGAAACCCCGGGCAAAUGUGGCAACUGGCCCAGGACCAAGCGAGGAGGGGGUCCCCCACUGACCCCGGCUGCGACCAGCCGCUUCCGCUGGGUGGUCACCUCGGACGAGCGUCGGUGCUUUGCAUUCUUCUGCGAUCGGACGAUUCGCGAUGAGGUGGUAUUCUAUGACUCGGCGCGAUGGGCGUGUAUGGUGCUCGACAUGGCCAACACUGAGCCCGCCGUGUGUCACGCGGUGAUUGCCUUGGGGGCAGCGCACCAGGAGACCGUUUUUGGCGGCAUGCAAUCACCAUUAGCCCUAACGGCGCGACGAACCAGCUGGCAUUGGGUCGCCACCGAGCAGCUGGCGCGGGCUUCUGGCCUCUUGCGUCGCCGGAACCCGCACGAUCCCCAGCUGAGAGAAGUCAUGGUUCUCUGCUGCUUGCUCUUUGUUCUCACCAGUUUGAUGCGACAGGACCACGAAUGUGUCAUCCGGCACCUGCGAAGCGGUCUCCGCAUCGUCAAGGAACUGGAAGCCCGCAUUAGCCCGACCCUGGUUGCCGUCUUUCGGCACCUCGAAACGCAAGCCAUCCACUUCGAGUCCCGACGCUCCGAGCCCCUGCAUCAUGGGGUCCUGCAUUUUAUGCUGCGCGGAUGGGGCUCAUCCGCCGAGAUCAUCGCCGCCCACUACGAGGCGCUCCACGCCGAGCCGACCGCGCUGCUCUUCAAGGAGCAGCGCGGCGCGGACAUCACGGAGUUGCUCUUACGGACCCAUUCCCUGGGACUCCGCACUUGUCUGCUCAAGAAUGAUCCCGCCCGUCUGGAGCCCUUCACCCCGGAAUAUGCCACCCUUGCCACCAUGGCAGAACAGGUCAUCGCCAAGUUCCCGGACAGGCCAUCGCUGUUGGUGGAUCUGGGCGUCAUCCUCACCCUGUAUCACCCCGCCGAGGCGUGUCAGGAUUUCACGGUGCGCUGGCGGGCGCUCCAGGCGCUGCGGUCCUGGCUCCACAACGAAGGCGCCUUUGACUCGCUGGUGGUGUCCACCGUGUUGUGGGAACGAUUCCAGAUCGAAUUGAAGGUUCAAGUGGCGACUGAUCUCCGCAGUCUGUUGGGGUCCGAUGUCAGGCCCAAAGAAUUCGACACCAUGGUCAAUCGCCAGGUCGAGGAUCAACUGCGUCUCAUCACGGGGAACGAGGAUCGGGAGCUGGCGCAGGCGGGUGCAUACCUCAGCCACGCCAUCGAUUCGGACCACUCCAUGAAAUCUUGGACCUGCGGGGGCAGAUUACUGAACCUGAAAGCACAGUCAACGCUCGAUCUUGGCUACAGGAGCAGAAACAAGUCGCAUGGAAUUUAA